AUGCCUCCCUGUCUAGUCCUCAUUCGUCACGCACAGGCUAUACAUAAUUGUUCAGCUCUCCGGCAAAAUAUAUAUGACCGCUUCGGUAAUCAGAUUCGUGAUAUAUCGGACGCUGCCAUCAUUGCCAGCCCCAUGCAUCGUACACUGCAGACUGCAGAGAUUGUUACUGGCUGGUUGGUGGACAGAGGGGUCAAGAUAGUUGCAAACGCUGAUUGGCAAGCAAAGGAUUGUUCAGAGAACUCGGACAAGCCGUGCGAUACCGGUAGCCCGAUCAUCAAACUCGAGUCCGAGUUCCCUGCCGUCGACUUUUCGACCGUAGACCCUGUUUGGCCAGACAAGACUACGGCACAAGGAAAACGGUAUGCCUACACAAGGCCGGCUAUACUGGCAAGAGGUAGACAAUGUCUUGAAGAUCUGUACCGGCGCCCAGAGAAAUUCAUCUUUGUGGUUUCCCACUCCGCCUUCUUGAGGCUUGGGGUUACCGGCUACAAGUGGAUGAACGGUGAUUACCGAAUCUUUACCCUAGAAGAGGACGGUUCCGGUAUUGUCAAACUGCGUCAAGACAAUACAACACUCUCUGGGGGGCUAGGUAUGUCCCCUUCUGAGCCUGUAGAAUUGGGAUCAGAAGACUUGCUAGGGCGGGAGGGUCACUAA
Molecule: messenger RNA, 654 nt
Organism: Geosmithia morbida
Lineage: Eukaryota; Fungi; Ascomycota; Sordariomycetes; Hypocreales; Bionectriaceae
Product: Broad specificity phosphatase PhoE
Exons: 3
Coding region: 1-654 (217 amino acids)
Cellular component (GO): cytoplasm
Molecular function (GO): phosphatase activity
Source: RefSeq, a predicted model, not a curated record